Molecule: messenger RNA, 1392 nt
Organism: Drosophila hydei
Lineage: Eukaryota; Metazoa; Arthropoda; Insecta; Diptera; Drosophilidae
Product: gustatory receptor for sugar taste 64e
Exons: 8
Biological process (GO): detection of chemical stimulus involved in sensory perception of taste; sensory perception of sweet taste
Cellular component (GO): membrane
Molecular function (GO): sweet taste receptor activity
Source: RefSeq, a predicted model, not a curated record
AUGGCCAGGACUGUGGGUGAUGCGACAAGGCGUCGCAAGAGCGUCAGCCUCAUUAAUUUUUGGCGUGGGGCACGCGUUGAGUGCGAGUAAGUCUGAAGUCUAAUAAAGUUGUUUGGCUCAAGAAUUGUCCAUAGCUCCAAUCUGAAUAGCAUCCAAACUGAUGUAAAACGAAUUGUGCAACGCGCUGAUAGAGAAAGCUAUAUGCACAAUGGAUCAUUUCUGGAGGCCAUUAGACCAGUGUUGAUCAUUGCUCAAGUCUUUGCUCUUAUGCCUGUGAGGGGUAUUUCGUCGAAGUUUGCUGAGGACCUGAGUUUUCGUUGGAUGAGUUUUCGCACCUGUUAUUCAUUGAUUGUAAUUGUGUGCUUCGGCGUUACCUCGGGGUUUAUGGCGAUGUUUGUCAUAAGCAUCGACUUUAAUUUCGAUUCGGUGCAAACGCUCAUCUUUUAUGGCUCGAUUUUAGCCAUUUCGCUGGCCUUCUUCCAGCUGGCCACGAAGUGGCCAGCAGUUGUCUCGGAGUGGCAAAUGGUCGAGUCCCAGUUGCCAAUGUUGCGCACAGAUCGAGAGCGUUCUGCAUUGGCUUCACACAUUCGAAUGAUUAUAAUGAUAGCCAUAGGCUGCUCGUUGGUGGAGCAUCUGCUGAGCAUGCUGUCCAGUUUGUACUAUGUGAACGCGUGUCCCGUCCUGCCAAAUGAGCCCAUCAACAGCUUCUUGCUUAUCAACUUUUCCAUGUUUUUCCACUUUGUCGACUACACUCCAAUCUUGGGCAUAAUUGGAAAAGCGAUCAAUGUCUUGGCAACCUUUGCCUGGAGCUUCAAUGAUAUUUUCGUGAUGGCCGUCAGCGUUUCCCUAGCGGCCCGUUUCCGGCAGCUAAACGAUCACAUGCUCCGCGAAGCACGCUUGCCCACCAGUGUUGAUUUCUGGAUACAGAACCGCAUCAGUUUCCGCAAUCUGUGCAAGCUAUGCACUGUCGUGGAUGAUGCUAUAUCAGUUAUAACGCUUCUAUGCUUCAGCAACAAUCUGUAUUUUAUAUGUGGCAAAAUUUUAAAGAGCCUGCAGAAGAAACCUUCGGCAUCGCAUACGGCAUACUUUUGGUUCUCGCUGGGCUAUCUGCUGAGUCGGACUUUAAUCCUUUCGCUUUAUAGCGCCAGCGUCAAUGAUGAGUCCAAGCGGCCGUUGGUUAUCUUUCAACUGGUGCCAAGGCCCUACUGGUCCAUUGAGCUAAAACGCUUUUCGGAGGAGGUUCACAUGGACCAGGUGGCUUUAACGGGCAUGAAACUCUUUCGAUUGACACGUGGCGUUGUCAUAGCGGUGGCUGGCACGAUUGUAACCUACGAACUGAUAUUGCUGCAAUUCAACAAGGAGGACAAAGUUAAUGACUGCUAUGAGCACUAA